Molecule: messenger RNA, 1314 nt
Organism: Eruca vesicaria subsp. sativa (arugula)
Lineage: Eukaryota; Viridiplantae; Streptophyta; Magnoliopsida; Brassicales; Brassicaceae
Source: the annotation of a GenBank genome assembly
UAGAAACCUCUCUAACUUGAUCCGCUUCUCCUCUCUCUCUAUUUGUCUUCUUAUAUGAGAGGUUGAUGAGAUCCACAAAGAAACUCGAGAUUCAUUUGUUCUUGAUUUCCAUAUAGAAAAAUAAGCAUUUGAACACUCCUAGCUUAUAACUUCCGAAUCCAAAUAUAUCUGUUAUAUACUGGUGGAGUUGAUUUGCAUGAGUUUGAUCCAACCACAGACGCAGCCGCAGGAUUGAGAUCAGAGAUGGCAUUUCCUCAGCAUGGUUUUAUGUUCCAACAACUUCAUGAAGAUAUAAGCCCUGAUCAGCUCCCUUCUUGCCUUCCUCCUCAUCCCUUCAAUGGAGGAGGAAACUACAUGAUGAACAGAUCUAUGUCAUUAACGAACGUGCGAGAUGAUCCUCAUCAAUCUGUCGAUGAGGAGAAUUUAUCAGACGAUGGAUCACAUAUGAUGCUUGGAGAGAAGAAGAAGAGGCUGCAGUUAGAGCAAGUUAAGGUAUUAGAAAAGAGCUUCGAGCUCGGGAACAAGCUGGAUCCAGAGAGGAAGAUACAACUAGCUAAAGCAUUGGGGAUGCAACCGAGGCAGAUAGCGAUCUGGUUUCAAAACAGGAGAGCCAGGUGGAAGACUAGACAGCUCGAAAGAGACUAUGAUUCACUCAAGAAACAGUUUGAUUCUCUUAAGUCUGACAAUGAUUCUCUUCUUGCCCACAACAAGAAACUCCUUGCUGAGGUAAUGUCUUUAAAGAACAAAGAUAAUGAAGCAAGCAUAAUAAAGAGGGAAGCAGAAGCCUCAUGGAGCAACAAUGGAAGCAUAGAAAAUAGCUCAGACAUAAAUCUGGAGAUUCCUAGAGAGACCACUACAACACAUGUGAACACGAUCAAGAACCUUUUCCCUUCAUCGAUUCCGUCAUCUACACGUAAUCACGAUCAUCAUGGUGAUCAUCAUCAUCAUCAGAAUAAUGAAAUGGUUCAAGAAGAGAGUUUCUGUAACAUGUUUAAUGGCAUUGAUGAAACGACGCCGGCUGGUUACUGGGGAUGGUCUGACCCAAACCACAACCACCAGUUCAACUGAUUCAUGAUCCUAUAUAUACCACAACCAUGGCAUUAUCAUCAUCAGGAGAAGAAACACUUCAUCACUUAUCUGAUGAAUAUGACUAUUUGGAAGUACUGUUAAUCUUUUAUUUUAAGUUGGCUUUUGCUUUGUUUGUUUUGGGUUUGUAGAGCGCUGGUGUAUAGUGGGAAAUUUGUUGUUGUUAUAAUUUAAUAAAUGAACAGUUUUUAUUUUAUUUUUUUGAGCAACUUAUAUAUGGAUCAUGAG